Arvicola amphibius (Eurasian water vole) is the source of this 1055-nucleotide messenger RNA. RefSeq names its product ribosomal protein L5 (gene Rpl5). Gene Ontology annotation, biological process: translation; ribosomal large subunit assembly. Gene Ontology annotation, cellular component: cytosolic large ribosomal subunit; ribosome. Lineage: Eukaryota; Metazoa; Chordata; Mammalia; Rodentia; Cricetidae. The transcript has 8 exons. Gene Ontology annotation, molecular function: 5S rRNA binding; structural constituent of ribosome. The coding region runs from base 111 to 1001 and encodes 296 amino acids. The record is from RefSeq and is a predicted model, not a curated record.
UGGCGGCGCUACAUACUGCGCAUGCGCACGACACUCCGGUCUUUUUCCCCCUAGCGCCGCCGGGCCCGCAGGUCUGCGUGGAGCCGCGAUUGCGGGUUUCUGUCCGCAGCAUGGGGUUUGUGAAAGUUGUCAAGAACAAGGCCUACUUCAAGAGAUACCAAGUAAGAUUCAGAAGGCGGCGAGAAGGUAAAACCGACUACUAUGCUCGGAAGCGAUUAGUGAUCCAAGACAAAAAUAAGUACAACACACCCAAAUACAGGAUGAUAGUUCGUGUAACUAACAGAGACAUCAUCUGCCAGAUUGCCUAUGCCCGUAUAGAGGGGGAUAUGAUAGUCUGCGCCGCCUAUGCACACGAACUGCCGAAAUACGGUGUGAAAGUUGGCUUGACAAACUAUGCUGCCGCCUAUUGUACUGGCCUGCUGCUGGCCCGCAGGCUUCUCAACAGGUUUGGUAUGGACAAGAUCUAUGAAGGCCAAGUGGAGGUGACCGGAGAUGAAUACAAUGUGGAAAGCAUCGAUGGUCAGCCUGGGGCCUUCACUUGCUAUUUGGAUGCUGGUCUUGCUCGAACUACAACUGGCAAUAAAGUUUUCGGGGCCCUGAAGGGAGCUGUGGAUGGAGGCUUGUCUAUUCCUCAUAGUACCAAACGAUUCCCUGGUUAUGAUUCUGAGAGCAAGGAGUUCAACGCAGAGGUCCAUCGCAAGCACAUCCUGGGCCAGAACGUUGCGGACUACAUGCGCUACCUGAUGGAGGAAGAUGAAGACGCUUACAAGAAGCAGUUCUCUCAGUACAUAAAGAACAACGUUGCUCCAGACAUGGAGGAGAUGUAUAAGAAAGCCCAUGCUGCUAUACGAGAGAAUCCAGUCUAUGAAAAGAAGCCCAAGAGAGAAGUGAAGAAGAAGAGGUGGAACCGUCCCAAAAUGUCUCUUGCCCAGAAGAAAGAUCGGGUUGCUCAAAAGAAGGCAAGCUUCCUCAGAGCUCAGGAGCGGGCUGCUGACAGCUAAAGCAGUUUUCUAUGAAGAGUUUUUCAUAAAGAUAAUAAACUUAUUGACCAAGCA